Cercospora beticola is the source of this 6430-nucleotide messenger RNA. RefSeq names its product RNA helicase (gene SLH1). Gene Ontology annotation, molecular function: ATP binding; ATP hydrolysis activity; nucleic acid binding. The record is from RefSeq and is a predicted model, not a curated record. Lineage: Eukaryota; Fungi; Ascomycota; Dothideomycetes; Mycosphaerellales; Mycosphaerellaceae.
AUGCCUUCUUCGGCCGAAGCUGCGGCAGCACAAUGGCUCGAACAGCUGGCGGCCAUGAGGGCUGCUAUCGCUGAGCUCAAAUUACCGGAAACGAACGGCGAACAGAAGCCAGCAUACGAAGCUGAUCUGGACCUCGAGCUGGACGAUGACGAUUUAUCGCCGGCUUCCGGAGACGAUAUCUGGGAUCUGAUCAGUGAAGAAGAGGAAGAGACGUUCAGUGAGGACAGUGUUGAGGUGCCCGCGGCGAUUGGACAAGCGCAAGAUGGCUCCAGAGAUUGGCUCCAUGAGAAGUGCCAAACAGUGGCCAACAAGGGCAACGGGCUCGAGGCCAAUGCUCUUCAAGAGCAGAUUAUUGCUGUGCUCGCAUCUGACAGCAGUGAUGAUGAGCUGCAGAUGACUCUGGCCGAUAUUCUGGGCUUCGAAGAACUCGAUCUAGUUUCGGAUAUCCUCAAGUAUCGAAAAUCAAUUCUUUCCUCCGCUGCUGCUACUUUCACCUCUUCUCGCCCUUCUGGUCUUCUCUCGAAAGCGGAACGUGAUGCUCGGCUUCGAGAGCAGGAUCGAAUGCAUAAGAGUGCCCCACUUGCGGCUGCGCAGAAUCGCUCGCAAGCGGAAUAUCCGCAUAUCUACAAGGCGCAUGAUGCCGGGAAUACGCUUUCUGCGCAUGGAAGAAAGUACGCCCUGCCUAUGGGUAGCGAGAGAAUCGAAAGAGAGAAGUAUGAAGAAUACAGUAUUCCGGCCAAUCGAGUUGGUGUGCUUGGCUCCAAUCAAAAACUAGUGGACAUCAAGGAUAUGGACGGCCUGUGCAGGCGUACAUUCAAAGGAUACAAGUCUCUCAAUCGCAUGCAGAGUCUGGUCUAUCCAGUUGCGUACAACACAAGUGAAAAUAUGCUCAUUUGUGCUCCAACUGGUGCGGGUAAGACUGACGCAGCGAUGCUCACGAUUUUGAACACCGUUGCCAAGAACAUACAUCCCAACCCGAUCGAGGAACCAGACGCUACGGAGUUCGCUGUGCAUGUUGGCGACUUCAAGAUCGUGUAUGUUGCGCCAAUGAAAGCUCUGGCGGCAGAAAUCACGGACAAGCUGGGCAAGCGACUCGCGUGGCUCGGGAUGCAAGUGCGAGAGUUGACUGGUGAUAUGCAACUUACCAAAGCCGAGAUUGUGGCCACGCAGAUCAUUGUCACGACACCAGAGAAAUGGGAUGUAGUGACGAGAAAGUCAAUUGGCGAUACAGAACUUGUGCAAAAGGUUCGACUCUUGAUUAUUGAUGAAGUGCACAUGCUGCACGAUGAGAGAGGCGCGGUUCUGGAGUCUUUGGUUGCGAGAACUGAACGACAGGUUGAGAGUACACAGUCUCUGAUUCGAAUCGUGGGAUUGAGCGCCACGCUGCCGAACUACGUUGAUGUGGCAGAUUUCUUAAAAGUGAACAGGAUGGCAGGACUGUUCUUCUUCGAUCAGUCUUUCCGCCCCGUUCCCCUUGAACAGCACUUUAUUGGCGUCAAGGGCAAGCCUGGAACGAAGACGAGUCGAGACAACAUCGACAAUGUGGCCUUUGAGAAGGUCAAGGACAUGCUGGAAUGUGGACAUCAAGUUAUGGUCUUCGUGCAUAGCCGAAAAGACACGGUCAAAACUGCCAGGACUCUGUUCGAGAUGGCUACGGAGCAGGGCUUGACUGAUCUGUUUGAUCCAAGUUUAUCCGAGGAUUACACGCAGGCCCUCAAGGACGUCAAGCAGUCGAAAGGCCGAGAGAUCCGAGAGUUGGUUGCAAAGGGCAUGGGAACGCAUCAUGCCGGCAUGCCUCGCUCAGAUCGAAACCUGAUCGAAAGACUUUUCGCUGAAGGCGUGCUGAAAGUACUUUGCUGUACUGCGACACUCGCUUGGGGUGUCAACCUUCCGGCUGCCGCUGUUAUUAUCAAGGGCACCCAGCUGUACAGCGCCGAAGCUGGUAAAUUUGUUGACGUCGGUAUCCUGGACGUGUUGCAGAUCUUCGGUCGUGCUGGUCGUCCACAAUUUCAAGACACUGGUAUCGGCAUGAUAUUGACAACGCAGGACAAGCUGCAGCAUUACUUGACCGCUGUCACGCAGCAACAGCCGAUCGAGAGUCAGUUUAGCAAGAAACUGAUCGAUAAUCUGAACGCCGAGAUCUCGCUGGGCACUGUCACCAGUGUGCCAGAGGCGAUCACUUGGAUGGGUUACUCUUAUCUCUUCGUCCGCAUGAAGAGGAACCCAAUCGCAUACGGCAUUGAGUGGGCUGAGAUUCAGCGAGAUCCGAAUCUGGUCCAGCGCAGACGAGAUCUCAUCAUUCGAGCUGCAAAGGUUUUGCAGUCGAGCCAGAUGAUUAUCUUCAACGAAACGACAGAGGAGCUUCGAGCGAAGGAUGUUGGUAGGAUUGCAAGUCAGUACUACGUGCUGCAGACCAGCGUUGAGAUCUUCAACACAAUGAUGCGACCUCAAGCCACGGAAGCAGAUAUCCUCAAGAUGAUCAGUAUGAGUGGAGAGUUUGACAACAUCACCAGCCGAGAGAGCGAAGAGAAAGAGCUGAUGAGACUGAAAGAGAACGCUGCGCCGUGCGACAUCGAGGGCGGUAUCGGAACACAGCAGGGCAAGACGAACGUCCUUCUGCAAUCGUACAUCAGCAAGGCGAACCUCGAAGACUUCACUCUGGUCUCUGACACGGCCUACGUUGCUCAAAACGCGGCCCGUAUCUGUCGAGCAUUGUUCAUGAUUGCGCUUAAUAGGCGUUGGGGCUACCAAUGUCUUGUCCUGUUGAGCAUGUGCAAGAGUAUCGAAAAGCGGGUCUGGCCUUACGAGCAUCCCUUCCAUCAAUUUGAGUUGCCACAAAGUGUCAUGCGACAACUUGACGAGAAGGGUAGCACCGCUUCGAUUGAGUCACUGCGAGACAUGGAAAGUGCUGAGAUUGGCAGUCUGGUGCACAACCAGAAGAUGGGCAGCACUAUCGGCAAGCUGUUGAACAACUUCCCGACCGUAGCUAUUGAAGCUGAGAUUGCGCCUCUCAAUCGAGACGUGCUUCGAGUCAAGUUGUACGUGACCCCGGAGUUCACCUGGAAUGAUCGCCAUCAUGGCAAGAGCGAAAGCUACUGGAUCUGGGUGGAGAACUCUGAGACCAGCGAGAUCUAUCACCAUGAGUACUUCAUCCUUAGCAGGAAGAAGCUCUACGACGAUCACGAGUUGAACUUUACGAUCCCUCUCUCUGACCCACUGCCAAGUCAGAUUUAUGUUCGAGCUGUGAGCGAUCGCUGGCUGGGGGCUGAGACUGUCACGCCCGUUUCGUUCCAACAUCUGAUCCGUCCGGAUACUGAGAGCGUAUACACCGAUCUGCUCAAUCUGCAACCCUUGCCGAUCAAGGCAUUGAAGAACCCGCUGCUGGAGGAGAUCUACGGUCAGCGCUUCCAGUUCUUCAACCCUAUGCAGACCCAGCUCUUCCACUGCAUGUAUUACACUCCUGCCAAUGUUCUGCUUGGCUCUCCUACCGGAUCUGGAAAGACCAUCGCGGCCGAACUUGCAAUGUGGUGGGCCUUCCGAGAGAAGCCUGGCAGCAAGGUCGUCUACAUUGCACCGAUGAAGGCUCUGGUUCGUGAACGUGUUCAAGACUGGCAGAAGCGCCUGACGCGGCAGAUGGGUCUGAAGCUGGUCGAGUUGACUGGUGACAACACACCUGAUACUCGAACAAUUCGUGAUGCCGAUAUUAUAGUCACCACACCUGAGAAGUGGGAUGGUAUAUCACGUUCGUGGCAAACUCGAAGCUAUGUCCAGCAAGUCAGCUUGGUGAUCAUUGAUGAAAUUCACUUGCUCGGUGGAGAUCGUGGACCAAUUCUGGAGAUCAUUGUGAGUCGUAUGAACUACAUUGCUUCGCAGAAGAAGGGCUCUGUGAGAAUUGUUGGCAUGAGUACUGCUUGUGCGAAUGCCAUGGACUUGGCCAAUUGGCUGGGCGUCAAAGAAGGCUUGUUCAACUUCCGACACUCGGUGCGACCUGUUCCUUUGGAGAUCUACAUUGACGGGUUCCCAGAACAGAGAGGAUUCUGUCCGUUGAUGGAGAGCAUGAAUCGGCCGACUUUCUUGGCGAUCAAAGCUCACAGCCCCAGCAAGCCGGUUAUUGUUUUCGUCGCAUCGAGAAGACAGACGAGACUGACUGCGAGGGCGCUUAUCAACCUUUGUGGCAUGGAAGACAAUCCGAGAAGAUUCAUGCAUAUGUCUGAAGACGAUCUGGCAUUGAACACAGAGCGCGUGAAGGAUGAUGCGCUGAGAGAAGCACUGAGCUUCGGCAUCGGAUUGCAUCAUGCUGGACUUGUCGAGUCGGAUCGAUCGCUGGCCGAAGAGCUUUUCGCCAACAACAAGAUCCAAAUCUUGGUCGCAACGAGUACUCUGGCAUGGGGUGUCAACUUGCCCGCGCAUUUAGUCGUGGUCAAGGGAACUCAGUUCUUCGAUGCAAAGAUUGAAGGCUAUAAAGACAUGGACUUGACAGACGUCCUCCAGAUGCUGGGACGAGCUGGUCGACCGCAAUUCGACACUUCUGGUAUCGCGAGAAUUUUCACGCAGGAUUCAAAGAAGCCCUUUUACAAGCACUUUUUGCAUACAGGCUUCCCUGUUGAGUCGAGCUUGCACAAUGUUUUGGACAAUCACUUGGGUGCCGAGGUCUCAGCUGAGACUAUCGCGACCAAGCAGGAUGCUCUGGACUACUUGACUUGGACAUUCUUCUUCCGACGUCUGCACAAGAACCCGUCCUACUAUGGGCUGGAAAUCUCUGCUGAAGAGAACAACACGAUUGCUGCCCAACAGGCUGCCAGUGAUUACAUGAUUGAGAUGGUCGACAAGUCGCUCAAUGAGCUUGCAGAAUCGAAAUGUAUCACCAUCAUGCCGAAUGGCGAUAUCGAUCCUACACCUCUCGGCAAAAUCAUGAGUUACUACUAUCUCUCUCACAAGACCGUUCGAACAUUGACUGAGCAUGCCAAACCUACUGCAACCUUCGAGGACGUUCUGGGCUGGAUGUGCCGCGCGACAGAAUAUGACGAGCUCCCUGUCCGACACAACGAAGACCUCAUCAACGCCGAGCUGUCCAAAAACCUUCCCAUCGACGCAGAAAAGCUGGGUCUUGUCAUGUGGGAUCCGCAUGUCAAAGCUCAUCUCUUGCUCCAAGCGCACUUCUCUCGAAUCGAUCUUCCGAUCAGCGAUUAUGUGGGUGAUCAGAACUCGGUUUUGGACCAGGCAAUCCGUAUCUUGCAGGCUUCGAUCGAUGUCUUAACAGAGCUAGGAUACCUGCAGAGUUGCAAGAUGAUGAUGACGCUUCUGCAGUGUGUGAAGAGCGGAAGAUGGCCAGAUGAUGGACCAUUAGCGAUCUUCCCCGGUGUUGGACCUGAGAAGGAGAAGAAGAGAAUUCUUGGAGAUAAUGGAAGGCCGAAGACUUUGUGCGAGGCUACGACUUGUGAAAGAGGGGUCAUCGAGGGCGCGUUGAAGCAAGUCGGGCUACCAAAUCCCAGCUUUGGGAGGGUCAUGAAACCUCUUGGUCAACUACCCCAACUGCAAAUCGGUGUCUCGGACGUGAACGCUCUGGGCUUGAGCGUUUACUUGUCCCGCCUCAAUCCUGUUCAGGACAAGGAGUACAGAAUCUACGCGCCGCGCUACCCGAAGCCGCAGACAGAGGGAUACUUCUUGAUCGUGCAUGAUGCUACGAAUGGAGAAAUUUAUGCCAUGAAGAGAGUCAAUUGGCCUUCAAAUGACAGAGGUGGGAAAGGAAGAGGUGCUGGUACGAACGCUGUGGGGAGCAAGCCGACGACGAAGUCUACUUUCAGUUUGCCGGAGAGUGAUGUGGAGAGGAAGAUCAGAGUUGUGGUUGUUAGUGAUGCGUAUAUUGGGAUGGAGUGGGUGGUUGAGGAGGAUGUGGAGGUUCCUCCUGUGCCGAGGGUGGUGGAUGAUGGGUUGAAGAAGGGAAAGGAGUAAGGAGAUGAUGAAGGCAUGAGGCUGAUAAACAGAGUUGGCAGUAUGGAAUGACUGCGCGAUUGCAUGAAGUUACGAACUUCACGACGAGCAGGAUACCAGGCGUUCAAUCCGAAUAUAGGCUUUUGUGGUGGAAUUCGAACUGAAUGUUUGCUUGACGCUAAUGCAUGGAACUCACUAGCGGCGUUUCGAGUCGAAGCUUGCGGAUGCUAUAAGUUGCCUCAACUUCUCGCGGAUUUUCUCUUCGGCGACAACAUUUCGCAAGUCAUCGUCACCGGCCCCCAACUCGCAAUGGCCAACACGGCCAUUACGACCAUCGCGAGUGACGGCGAUGUGAUUCUCACCGUCGGCGCCCCAACGGACUCAGCCAUGUGCCGCAAAAUGCGCGUUUCCGCCGCCACGCUCACCGCAAUCUCGCCACUGUUCAAAACACUCUUUGGACCACAUUUUCGCGAGGGUCGGCAAGCUAGGAAUUCCUCCA